AUGAUAGCAGACGCGAAGCGAACGGUAGUGGAGUUGAAAAAGAAGAAAGACUUUCUUGUGUUGAAAAUGGGUAGUGUGUACGAGAGCGCUGAUCUGCUAAAAGUAAAACAAACUAUCAACACGAAGUGCGCAGUGGUAUGCAACAUCGUCCAGACGAAAGAGAAGAGGAAAAUAGAAACACUAAAAUCCCGCAAAGUAAGCGCACUAACUGGAAACUCAGAGUGGAUAGUAAACACCACUAACACACAGAUCCCACCGUACUUAGAACGAAUCUUAAUGCUUGGCCCAAACUUCAAUAUACAGAACAAGCAAAAUACUCCAUACAUAGAGGUAGCGUCAGAAAUUGAAAAAAGCAUAAGAUUCAAGCAGAAUGCGGACGAUAUUAGAGCAGAAAUCUCGAACAUCAUGGUUAACCACAUUAACUACCAAAUGCAACCGCGAAAUCAUGAAAAUGAUUGGAUUCGGAAAGACGCACAACAUAGCAAGGGAUUUCUCAAAGAGCACCCAGAAUUGCUAAUAUCGAAAGCAGACAAGGGUACCCAAACCGUUAUCUUGUCUGCACAAGAAUAUCGGGAAAAAAUGAGUGAAAUGCUAGAGGACCAAACCACGUAUCAGAAACUGCAAACCGACCCAACAAACAAAAUUCAGAAGAAAGUUAAUGCUUUUGCGGACGAGUGGCUAGAGAAAAAGUACAUCGAAAAACGCAUACACGCAAAACUCAAAAUGUCCAGCAGCGAGCCGCCUCGCAUAUACGGGUUACCCAAAAUACACAAAGAAAACAGACCACUAAGACCAGUAGUGUCUACUAUCGGUUCUGCAACGUACAACCUGGCAAAAAUGCUGACCGAUGCCAUAAGCAGCACUGUUGGACAAACCAUACAUCAUGUGAGGAACAGCUUCGAAUUUGCAAACGAGAUCACGCGAGAAGAAUUCCCUACCGACGGUAUUUUGUUCUCAUUGGACGUUAAGUCUCUAUACACUAACGUGCCAAUUGAGCUUGCGUUGGACUGCUUAGACGAAAGGUGGAAUGCGAUAAACAAAAAUACAAACAUCGACAGAACGAGCUUCUUGGCAGCGGUAAAGCUAGUGUUGGAAUCGACUUACUUCGUGUAUGAUGGACACUACCACCAGCAACACUAUGGGGUACCAAUGGGGAGUCCCCUCUCGCCUGUGAUUGCUAACGUAGUAAUGGAAAGGUUAGAACAGGAGAGUACGCACUCACUACAAGGAAAGCAGGUUCCGCUUCUAUACUACCGCCGAUAUGUGGAUGACUGUUUGUGUGUUGCUAAAGAAGAGCAUAUCCAAGCAAUCUUGGAUACGUUUAAUGCAUUUCAUGAACGGCUUGAGUUUACCAUAGAAAGAGAACAGCAAGGUAGGAUCAAGUUUCUGGAUAUGAUGCUAACUCGGGAAAAUGGAAAGGGCCACAUGCGGCCCGUGGGCCGCAGUUUGGCCAUCACUGUUCAAGAUUAUCUCUUCCGAACUGAUGGGUGCGGUGGCGACAAACGUUAUCACAGUGAGCAGCGAAUGUCCAACGAAUGCGAGGAAUUCUGGAUCAGGAGAAACUCUAAACCUUGGUGCUUCAACGAUCAGAAGAAGAGUGACCAGCGUUUCCAAGUGUAA
Messenger RNA from Sabethes cyaneus, 1620 nucleotides. RefSeq lists its product as uncharacterized. Lineage: Eukaryota; Metazoa; Arthropoda; Insecta; Diptera; Culicidae. The record is from RefSeq and is a predicted model, not a curated record. The transcript is spliced from 2 exons. The coding region runs from base 1 to 1620 and encodes 539 amino acids.